CGAAGGUGAAGGCUUCGAAACGAGGCUCGAGAUGCAAAUGAAGAAGGCCACGGCAGCGCGUGCUGUCACGUACCUAUCUCAACUCCCGACCAAUGUGGAGGACUGCAAGAUGCAGUCUGCAACGGUGAUCCCCUGAGCGGAUACAGUACCUUCGUCGAAGACGAAGCCUGUCGUGUGCUGGUUCGGCUGAAAGAGAUGUUGCCAUCGCGCGUUCGCCAGUUGCGGUCGCUGCCGACUCGAGUGCACGACACAUCCAUCCAACGCCAACCCUCCAUUGCCUCGUGUUGCAGUCAUCUCUCUAACUUACACGUAUACAUACGCGUUCGCAAAGCUCUCCUCAGAUCUACGGCCCUAGCCUCUACGUUUUACCUACACACGCCCCUCAACUUGAGCGUCUUCAACUGCUUUCGCGACGACAUUUGGGCAGCGCAGCACACGCGUAUCGACGACGACGAUGAAGAUUCCACCGCCGAAUUUCUGCGCUCGAAUUUUCAAAUCCUGCCAAGCCCAAGAUACAGCAAGGGAGCACUGACAAGAGCGUGUAUGAAAACUCGAAGUGUAAUUGGAGCUCGUCGGCGGACAUGGAGACUUGCACUUGUUGCUGUUUCGAAAUUUGCUGCAUAAACUCGACGAUUGUGCCAAGAUAGUGCAUGUACCAACGCGAUACCGUAAAAGUACAGUUGUAGAGAUUCUGUGGAUCUGUAUGCACAGACCAGGUUGGACUCGAUGCAGCAUGCAUGCUAGACCAGCAUACCAGACAAUUGUAGACCAGCAUGCGUGCUCCAUCGGGCAAGACUCAACAGCAAAGCCGUAUAUUAUGGACCAUAAUAUAUGUUAAUUGCGCCUCUUC
Phytophthora nicotianae INRA-310 is the source of this 850-nucleotide messenger RNA. RefSeq lists its product as hypothetical. The record is from RefSeq and is a predicted model, not a curated record. The transcript has a single exon. Bases 196 to 624 code for a protein of 142 amino acids. NCBI's taxonomy places the organism in Eukaryota, Oomycota, Peronosporomycetes, Peronosporales, Peronosporaceae.